AGAGGAAUAGCGACCGACCGACCGGAAUACAUUUUGAAACGUUCCCUAAGAGUUAGAAGCAAUAAAGAUUAUCUUAAGUGGUAAUUAAUACUUAUAUUUAAAAAACAAAUUAUUAUGAAAAAGAAGUUAAUUUUAAUCUUCGCUGUCUUCAUCCUCAUCCGUAGACGUCAACCGAAAAAUGAAAUCAUUUUAAUUUAAUAAACGAAGGACCACACGUACAAAUAAUCAUGUUAAAGGAUAUCAUCGUCAAUUGAAUGCGUAAGUGUUGUUUUCCAUAGGAUAUAUUCAGCAGUUCUCAUGAUCUGUUUCUAUUUUCAGCCAUAUUGGAAUUCAUCCAAACAUUUAGAACUGGAUAAUGAAUGUUCAAAAAGCAGAAGAACUAUCAGCUAUACGCGUAUGGAAGAAGAAGACGAACAAGGCCGAUCAACAAGAAAAAGACAAAAAAAAACACGAUGUUGAUCACGAUAUUCAUCUGGUUUCUGCCAGACAAGCAUUAUUGAGUGAAGAAAUAGACUUACGAGGGACCUUUUCCAACUGUCUAAUCGUUUUUUGGUCGAAAUCUAGUAGGUUAUAGGUUAGCGAUCACUAGGGAUGUUAACUUAGUUUUAUUGUUCAUUUAUAAUAAUGGAUAAAAGUAAAUGAAUCAUUUACUUAUUUACUUAUUUAAAAAUAUAAAUGAAUCAUUUACUUUUAUAAAAUAAAGAUAAUUUUUUUUCAUUUAUUUACAUUUAUCUUUUAUAUAUAAAUGACGACUUUAUCUUUAUUUUUUUAAGUAUAAAUGAUUCAUUUACAUUUAUUUUCCAAAGUAACACUAAAUUAACACCCUAGCGAUCACGCUGAUUCCGAAUAUCUAUAUGAGACGGAUCGCCAGGCCUUUCUAGAGCGGUUUUCGAAAUUCUAAUAAAAAUGAGACACUUCUAUAUGACCUUUCCUUACAAAGUUAUAGAAUUUACAAGAAAAGGCCUGGAUUAAUUUCUUCCUAUUUCUGUAGCUUUGAGCUGACAGUGAACAUUUAGGGCUUUUCUUGUAAAUUCUAUAACUGUGCAAAGAAAGGUCGUGCGGAGGUGGGACAUCUCCCAUUUUGGUCAGAAUUUCGUGGGCUACAAUCGCGAUCUAUUAAGAGAAAGUUUUAGAGACUUUUUGAGGUUUCAGGAAAACUAGUUUUCCCGAAAAUCAGGAACAUAGGAAGGCCUAGCGGCUCGGUUCAUAUAGAUAUUUGGAAUCAGCGUGGUCGAUAACCUAUAAUCCUCUAGGUUUCGGCCAGAAAGCGAUAGACAGUUAGAAAGGUCCCUCGUUAGAAGAAUAUCAAAGACUUUGUCGUCGUCAUUUUGCAUACAAUUAUUUGGAAGUGUUUAAGAAAACUAGUGAUUCGGAUAUUAGCACGAAUGAGGAUGAAGACAACGAAGAUUAAAACUAACUUCUUUUUCAUAAAGAAUUUAUUUUUUAAAUAUAAGUACUAAUUACCACUUAAGAUAAUUUUUAUUGCGUCUACCUCUUAUUUAAUUUAAUUUUCAUUUGGAAUAUAGAAAUGAGAGAUAGUUGUAUCUCUUUUGAGAAGUUCAAUUUCUUGCCAAAAUAUUCGUUUCUCAAACGAGAUACUUUUUAAUUGAUUAAAAUAGAUACAUUGUAAAAUAUGGAGUUGUAUCUCUUUUGAGACGUAGCAAAUAUGCAGUGUAUGAUUUAGAAUAUCAGGCGAAUAUCAUAUUCUUUUCACAGGAUUAAUUUUGGUGCAACGAACGUUUUAUGCAAAGAUAAUAUAUGAUUAUUUAGACAAGCGUACCGAUAUCAAGGUACAUACUACUGCUAUUUUAACGUGAAGAAAAAAUGACAGAUUUCUAUUAACUUUUAGAGUUUUGUGAGACCAUGUUGGCUCGUCGGACAAAAUGGCAGUGAUUAUACUAAAACGAUCAAUGAACAAGAUGAAACAUUAAAAAUAUUUCGAAAUGGUCAAUGUAAUGUCAUGAUAGCAACGAAUGUGGUGGAAGAAGGGUUAGAUGUGCCACAAUGUUCGUAUGUUAUUCGAUAUGAAUAUGUUUCAAAUGAAGUUGGAACCAUACAAGCAAGAGGCCGGGCACGAACAGAGAAUAGUGCAUAUUAUCUUAUUACGGCCGAAGAAUCUUUAAAUCACCUUCGAGAGGAAAUGAAUCGUUAUAAAGAGGAAGAAAUGGAUUUAGCUUUAAGUGAAUGGAAAAAUACGUUACCAGAUGUGAUAAAACGAAUCAUACAACGAGAAAAAAUCAAUCUUAAUGAAAUACAAAUAUCAGAAGCAAUGAAAACUGCUCAUCGUUCUUCAAUUCGUCUAUCAUCUACAAUUGUUAAUGGAAAUUUAUCAUGUCGUUCAUGUGGUUAUUAUCUUGGUGAAAUCGAUUGGUUACGAAAACGAAAACACAUUUAUUUUGUUUAUGAUGAAGAACUAUUUAAGCGUGUUGAAAUUGAACGAAAGAAUAAACCAGAACACAAACACGAAAUACAACUUAAUGGUAAAGUAUUAUGUGGUAAUAGACAAUGUCGCGAAAAAUUAGGCGGUGCUCAAUUGUUCACAGAUCGUCCAGACAUACAAGAAAUGUGCGCAUUGAAAUGUGAUGCAUUAAAAUUCUGUUGCGUUGAUGAAAACAAUGAGCUUUCGACAACAUUUAUCAAGAAAAAAUGGGCUGACUUACCAUUUACCAUAGUAGAUUUAGAAGAAAUUAAACCACCAGUGUAUGCAGAAAAACAAUAA
Messenger RNA from Didymodactylos carnosus, 2719 nucleotides. The record is from the annotation of a GenBank genome assembly. Lineage: Eukaryota; Metazoa; Rotifera; Eurotatoria; Philodinida; Philodinidae.